This is a messenger RNA of Colletotrichum abscissum, 276 nucleotides long. RefSeq lists its product as uncharacterized. The annotation marks the transcript as partial. The transcript has a single exon. The record is from RefSeq and is a predicted model, not a curated record. NCBI's taxonomy places the organism in Eukaryota, Fungi, Ascomycota, Sordariomycetes, Glomerellales, Glomerellaceae.
AUAGGCGCGUCAACCCGAAUCGAGCUCCGCCAAGAGACGUCCAGGCCUUUCUCAGCCAAAAACUUUUCAGCCAGCAAUCUAACACAGCAGGCUGCAUUUCUGCUGAGCUCAUCAUUGCGUUUGCCGACAAGUUUCUCUGAGCGUAUGUCAACAAAUUUGACAUUGUCGAAACAAAGACCCAGCCAGUACCGCUUUCUUCGGAGUUUCCGAAGGUAUGCCUCGGAGACAAGACACCCAUUGACUCUGUGCGGCUUGAAUCACCAGAAGUCGAAUUAA